AUGGGAAUUUACUGUUCAACAAGAACAAGUCUUGCGUAUAAAUCAAGUCCACCAUUAUCUGCAAUAGACAGGUUUUUAUGGGGUCAAACUCAAAGCCUCUCGUCUCAGUUUCCCAUACAAAACAACGCGAAGAUCAGCAAAGGAACAGUGCUCAGUUCAACCAGUACAGAUGCCUUAAUUGGUGGCUAUUUAGCAAGGCAAAAUAACCUUGAGGAAAGCUUUGUUGGUGGACUUUUUGUAGAUGGCAAAACCCUUUCUUUGUCAGAUGAGAAAAACCCUAACAUGGAAAUGGAAGUUAAAGGUAAUUUGAAGAGAAACAAGAGAGUUGCUUCUGCAGCUCUGAUCAAGGGUCAGUGGACAGAUGAUGAAGACAGGAAACUGAUAAGGUUGGUGAAGCAAUAUGGAGUACGGAAAUGGGCACAGAUUGCUGAGGGUUUGGUUGGUAGAGCCGGAAAACAGUGUCGAGAGCGGUGGCACAAUCAUUUACGCCCUGAUAUCAAGAAAGAUAGCUGGAGCGAAGAAGAAGAGAAGAUCUUAAUUGAAGCUCAUGCAAAAGUUGGUAACCGAUGGGCGGAGAUUGCAAAGUUCAUCCAUGGAAGAACUGAAAACUCCAUAAAAAACCAUUGGAAUGCUACAAAAAGGAGGCAAAACUCGAGGAAGAAGAACAAACAAAACGAUAAUCAAAGUGGCAAACCACAAUCUUCUGUUCUUCAAGAUUAUAUUAGAAGCCAAAAUCUGAACACCAACAACCGGACCACCACCACCGUUACCCAAACCAACAGCUCCACCACCUCCGCAGCCGCUUCUAGCUUCACAUUCUCCGAAUCCGAUGAUUCUCAUCCCUUGGUUGCUCAAACAUACGAUGAUGAACUUCUCUUCAUGCAGAACUUAUUUGCAAAUAACAACAAUAACCUUCACCCCAUAUUUUCUGAUAAUCACAGCGGCUUCUCCUCUUCUGCUGUGGAACCAAACUUGCCUACAAAGAAGCUUAAACAAAACGAGCCUCGAACCACCACCUACAUGUUUUCCGAUCUCUACUUGUCUAGCCUGUUGAAUGGAGCAGCCCCUUCGUCAUUUCCGAAUGGCCAUGGAUCAUACAGUGCCGAUGUGAACUCUGAUCUCCUGUCGGAGCAGGCUUCUUCAGAUGAAAGAAAAGAGAUGGACUUGAUUGAGAUGGAGACUGGUUAUGGGAAUAAGUAUGGAAUGGUGAACUCCUUGAUGGGGUUGGCUCUUUUCCACUCAAGCUUUGAGUGA
Hibiscus syriacus is the source of this 1254-nucleotide messenger RNA. Its product is annotated as transcription factor MYB64-like. The transcript has 4 exons. Lineage: Eukaryota; Viridiplantae; Streptophyta; Magnoliopsida; Malvales; Malvaceae. Gene Ontology annotation, biological process: regulation of DNA-templated transcription. The coding region runs from base 1 to 1254 and encodes 417 amino acids. The record is from RefSeq and is a predicted model, not a curated record. Gene Ontology annotation, cellular component: nucleus. Gene Ontology annotation, molecular function: RNA polymerase II cis-regulatory region sequence-specific DNA binding; DNA-binding transcription factor activity, RNA polymerase II-specific.